CGCCGCUCAGUCCCAGCUGAGGCAGGAGGGGAGCGGAGCUGGGACGUGGCCGGGGCUCGUGGCCUGGUCGAAGCAACGUUACGUGAGGCAUGUCAGCAAAGCUGCAAUCUGUUCCUUUGCAGAAUUCCUUCUGUGAGCUGGCCGUCCCAGUACAGCACGGGGCCUGACCCCAGCCCUACGGCCCGCUCCCAUCCGCUCACUUCCACGCAGUAUCCAGCCCUGAGAGCGGCCCAGAACAGUGCAGUGACUGAGACCAGGCCUACCUCCCUGCAUUCGGAGUGAAGGGAGGCAAGCAUGUCUGAAGAGAACCUUCUGAGCAUGGAUGAGGGAGCCCUCCGGAAACUGCUGGAGGCCACGCUGGACCUCGCUGAGCGGCGCCAGAUCCGCUCGGCCAUCCGGGAGCUGCGGCGCCAGGAGCUGGAGCGGGACGAGGAGGCUCUGGCAUCCAAGCGCUUCCGCUCGGAGCGCGGCAGCCACCGGCAGGAGAACAAGGAGAACUGGCUACGGUCUCAGCGGCUGGAGGAGGAGCAGCAGAAAUCCCUGGCACUGCUCUCCGGGAAGCUUGACUCCAUCACAGAUGUGGAGGAGCUGACGGCUCUGCUGCGAGGAGCCGGCGAGUACGAGGAACGCAAGCUGAUCCGGGCCGCCAUCCGCAAGCUGCGGGCCAAUGAGAUUGAGGCUGCAGCCUCGGCAGGGAGAGCCCACAGCAGCUGGAAAGGGGAAAAUGAGCCACUGGCCUCCAAGGGGAAGGAGAGCGCGGAUGGGGGCAGCUCUGUGCUAGAGGACCUGGAGGAGCAGGAGCGCAUCCGGGCUCAGAUCCGGGAGCUACGCAGUGAGCAGAGGGGAGAGCCCCAGAAACCGGAUGCCCAGGACCUGGCCUCGGGGACCCUGCUGCUCCUGGACCCGCUGCAUCCCCCGCGCUGCUCCUCAUCCUCGGAGCUGGAGCCGCAGCAGAGAGCCGAGCCCCCGGAGCGCAGCUCCCAGAGCCCGGAGCCCGGCCCAGGGGCAGAACAGCCCUGCGUGAGCCCGACCAGCCCCUGUGCACAGGAGGGAGAUGACGAGGGGCUCAGCCAGCCAGAGGCAGGGGGCAGUGAGGGGCUCAGCCAGGGCGGGCCAGAGCAGCAAGAGGCACCUGCAACCACGGGCGACAGCUGCCCAGCGGAGGAGACUCACCAGAGGCUGCCCAGCAACGGGAGCCGGAGCAGCCAGGUCAGCGUCUGUGUCAAAAGCCAAGCGCCCGAGAAGCCGGCCAGCACUGCCAACAAGACGCGAGCUGAGCCCACACGGGAGCAGCCCUUCCAGAGAGCCAACUCGGUGCGGGAGCGCGUCCGCAAGUUCACCUCGGACUCCCUGGCCCAGCCUGGUCCCAGGUCCUGCAGCCAGAAGUGGGAGAGCCCUGGCAAAGGCUCUUGGGUCCUGCAGCAGCAGCUCCUGCGCCCCCAGGGUGCCCAGCGCACAGCAGACUUACCCAGUGGUCCCCGGUGCGGACUCAGCCCGGCGCCUCCAGGCCAUGCUGCCCUCCGGGGAGCCAAGGAGGGCUCGGGGGGCCCCCCAGCCAGCAGCCGUACGGAGCGCCGCACCUCCUCCUCGGAGGCAGAGGCUGCGAUGGCUGGGGGCCCAGCCUGUCCUAAAGAGGAGGGCAGCUCUGUGGGGAGGAGCCAGGCUGGCCAAUCGCAGAGCGGCCAGCUGACGUCCCCCAAGAGGCCCAUUGAAAACGCCGUGGGGAGCUCGUCCUGCACAGAGGAGCCUGGCACCCAGCACGCUGCCUCUCUGCCCAGCAGCCCGGCCUGGCCCCAGCCUCCUGCCUGCGGCACCAAGGCCAGCACCAGGGACGAGGACGCCAUGAAAACGCUCUUCACCAUCGAGAUCAAGGAUGGCAGGGCCCAGCCUGACAGCAGCCGCAUUGUGAGCGCGCCGGGCAGCCAGCGGACAGAGCUGACCCUGGGGCUGCGGAGCUCACCCAUCCGGAUCAGCAACAGCAGCACCGCUAGUGGCACCAGCAGGGUCAGCACAGCCAGCAAGAUGGAGGCGGAGCUGGUGGAGCAGCCCCAGGUGCCGGUUCCGGAGCCGGAGUUGUCCAAUGGGAUGGAGAAGGCCCAGGCGAGGGAGCCGGAGAAGAGGAGCAAGCUGAGCGCUGAGGAGCUGAGCAGGAUCGAGGAGGAGGAGGUGCUGGAUAAGAUGCUGGACCAGACGUUGGACUUUGAGGAGCGACGGCUGAUCCGCUCCGCCAUGCGGGAGCUGCGCCAGAGGAAGAGAGAGCAGCGAGACAAGGAGCGGGGCCAGCGUCUGCAGGAGGUGAAGAGCCAGGCCGCGGCGGGGAAGACAGGCCGUGCUACCGAGAACACCACUCGGCAGAGCGCCCAGUCGGCUGAUGGCUCGGCCCGCCACACGCUCACCAAAACCGAGCACCUCGUCCAGUCCAAUGAUGGCACCAAAACCUCCCGUAUGAGGACAGUGGAGUCGAGCUACACAAAGAGAUCGGAGAAUGGCAGCACAUUUGUCCAGACCAAAUCCUCCUACAGCUCCUCGUCCAAGAAGGUGGGCAGCAUCUUUGACCGUGAGGACGAGAGCAGCUCGCGCCAGGGCAGUCUGGCCACUCUGGAGCGGCGCCAGGCCGAGAAGAAGAAGGAGCUGCUGAAGGCUCAGAGCCUGCCCAAGACGUCGGCCACACAGGCGCGGAAGGCCAUGAUCGAGAAGCUGGAGAAGGAGAGCGGGAGCCCCUCGAGCCCGGCCAUGUCGCGGGUGGCCGUGCAGCGCUCCUCCAGCUUCGGUGUUCCCAACGCCAACAGCAUCAAGCAGAUGUUGCUGGACUGGUGCAGAGCGAAGACCCGGGGCUACGAGCACGUGGACAUCCAGAACUUCUCCUCCAGCUGGAGCGACGGCAUGGCCUUCUGCGCCCUCGUCCACAACUUCUUUCCCCAGGCCUUUGACUACACGCAGCUGACGCCCCAGAACCGCCGCCGUAACUUUGAGGUGGCCUUCUCCUCGGCAGAGAUGCUGGUUGACUGCAUGCCCCUGGUGGAGGUGGAAGACAUGAUGAUCAUGGGGAAGAGGCCAGACUCCAAGUGUGUCUUCACCUACGUGCAAUCCCUCUACAACCACCUGCGGCGCCAUGAGUUACGCUUGCGGCAGAAAGAGUUCUAGAGCCCCCCCGUCCUGCCCCCGCUGCCCUGGGCACGGCUGCAGUGUGAAUAGACCCCCGCUGCCCCCCGUAUGGACACAGGUGUGCAGGGGGGGCGCCUACCUGCCCCCAGCAGACCUGUCCAGCCACCAGGCUGCCCUGAGUGAGGCUGAGAUUAGUCCUGCACUGUCUGUGCUCUGCCCCCUCUGUCCAUGCUACAAGCUCCCUCCAGCUGCUGCUCUGCCCCAUGGUCCCUGGCCUGGUCCCCCUGCCAGCUUGGCUCUCACCCCCUGCCCUGUGCUUUCUAUAGUGUUUUAAGUUAUUCAUGUUAAAGGAAUUGUUUUUAUGCUGUGCAAUACACCUCCCCCUCCCCGCUGGGCUGGGAGAGCCCUGUGUACGUCUCAGGCUGGCUGUGGGGCCAAGGCCCUGCCCUGUCUGGCUGUGGCCCUGGGCGCCGCAUGGUGGCAAUGGGCUGGCAUGGUACUGUAGACACCUGGCCCAGGGGGUUGUUGCUGGAAUUAGGGGGGCAGGUGAGGGAGCAUCCCAGGGCUUGUGGCCUGGGUAGCUGGGGUCUGGGUGCAGCACACGUGUGCGUGGUGGAGUUCUUGGCCCUUGGGGGGAGGUGCACCCCAGAAGGGUGCUGCUCACGCUCCUGCUUGCAGCCCUCUCCCUUGGGAACUUCCACGUUCAGCAGUGCCCAAGCCUGGGGGCAGCUCCCACAUUGGCACGCUGCUGCUAACACCCACCCCCAGGAGCCACUGCCAGUGCUGGGACCCACAUCCCCCUUGCCCUGGGGAGCUGGACUGGAACCUGGUGAGGGGGUGGGCUCCUGGGGCACAGGCCCUUCCCAGUAGGACAGCCCCCCAGGGCUUGGCUUGGUACCUCCCAGUCAAUUCCCAGCCCUCUGACCUGGCCCUGGGCCCUUUCACUCAGUGUCACUAGCCGUAUAACCAUUUCUACACCUGCGUAGACACUUGUAUCACCAGCCUGACAAUAAAGUUCUGUUAUACAGGG
Gopherus evgoodei (Goodes thornscrub tortoise) is the source of this 4135-nucleotide messenger RNA. It is a transcript of the gene SMTN, whose product is annotated as smoothelin. Bases 295 to 3144 code for a protein of 949 amino acids. The transcript has 20 exons. The record is from RefSeq and is a predicted model, not a curated record. Gene Ontology annotation, molecular function: protein binding. Gene Ontology annotation, cellular component: microtubule organizing center; filamentous actin. Lineage: Eukaryota; Metazoa; Chordata; Testudines; Testudinidae. Gene Ontology annotation, biological process: actin cytoskeleton organization.